GCCGAACUCAAUUUUCACUCGCCACCCGAAUCGUCCCGAAUUGCUGGAUUUGGAACUGGAACGGACCAUGAAAACAACCAAUCUCGGCCUGUACGCUUUCCGUUUAACCUUCGGUCAGGUGAGCUCUCGCACAUUAAACCACAAAAGCAGGGAGCAGCAUACCCAUUUCGGGGGCAGACAUUGAGUUUUCCGGCCAGGCGAACCCACAUCACCCCACAAUCGCCAUACACAAUGGAGCAACUGCAGCCGGGAGACGCAUGCCUGGAGUGCCUAGGAUUGGGCAGGAAUCACAAGCUGCGCUUCUUCAACAUAAAUCUUGAGGAGCAGCUGCUAAAGUGCGAGUCGCGGAGUUGUCUGUGGCCACACAACGACGAGGUCUCCUCGGAUGAAGAGCUAGACUUGGAGGCAGGAGUUCCCUUUAGUGAUCCAUUGUCAGCUAUUCGUGUUGUAGAAACUCCGGGCCCUACGCUACCUCCUCCCUCUGGAGCUAUUUCAUUGGCUAAUCCUCCUUCAGAUGAUGACGACGAGUUCAUACUACAAUUGCUGCAACAACUGACUCCUAGCACAGACACGAACUCAGUUGAAUCUUUUACUGAAUCAAAUAUGAAUCUCAGCUCAAUGGCAGAUCUCUUCUCUCUAAACCAUACAGAAGAAAAGUCUUGUCCAGAACUGGAGCUUCCGGACUUAAGCUUCCUGGAGGAAAAUAUUACCGGACUUAAAGAACCACCAAAAGCUGUGAUAGCAAAGCAGGAAAUAACUCUCCUGCCAGCCAAGUUAAGGUCUCCGCCAAAGUCUAAAAUUCCACAAAGUUACAAAGUAAAGGUGGAAGUGGCUCCUCUUAAGACUCCCAGCUCCCAAGUUAAGCAGGAUGUUGUUCCACUUAAUACUUGCAGCUCCCAAACUAAGCAAGAAGUGGCUCCUCUCAAGAUUUUUACGGGGUCCACUUUCCAGAGAAAACUGGAAAUACCCUUGCUACCCGCAUCUCUAAACAGUUCCCCAAGAAUAAAACCCAAGGGUGAUCCAUUCAGUACUCCACCGAAGAAAGCAUCAACACAGCCACAAACGCAGCUUCAAACAUCGCCUGCUGUCAAUAUCAUUAUCAGUAUUCCCGAGCUGAAUCCGGCCAUUCCCUUCCUGGACGCCAUCAAGCGCCAUUCCGCAGAGGCAAAACACACUGCUCGUGCAGGAGGAAGACGACCCAGACGCCUAACCAGAGAAACCCCAGGCAGAGGCAUUCGCACCCAGGAGUUAAGGAACUUGAUAGAGCAGUUGGAAACCACUGCGGAUGCGAAACGCUCGGCACCACCUCCAUGAUCAGCUCCAUUUUUCCUUAUUCAAGUAUUAGAAAUAAAUUUGCAUAUGAAAUUAUGCACGCAAUCACCGGACGAGAA
Molecule: messenger RNA, 1391 nt
Organism: Drosophila rhopaloa
Lineage: Eukaryota; Metazoa; Arthropoda; Insecta; Diptera; Drosophilidae
Exons: 2
Coding region: 232-1314 (360 amino acids)
Source: RefSeq, a predicted model, not a curated record